Messenger RNA from Megachile rotundata (alfalfa leafcutting bee), 3042 nucleotides. It is a transcript of the gene Dad, whose product is annotated as Daughters against dpp. NCBI's taxonomy places the organism in Eukaryota, Metazoa, Arthropoda, Insecta, Hymenoptera, Megachilidae. Gene Ontology annotation, biological process: SMAD protein signal transduction; anatomical structure morphogenesis; regulation of transcription by RNA polymerase II. Gene Ontology annotation, molecular function: transcription regulator inhibitor activity; I-SMAD binding. The record is from RefSeq and is a predicted model, not a curated record. Gene Ontology annotation, cellular component: heteromeric SMAD protein complex.
GGGAAGUGUGGCCGUCGAACGCGCGGUGGUGACACGGUGUCGCGUCGGGACACUGAUUCCAGAUAUUUCUUAUUUUCCGCGCGGCUACGUUGAAAAGUACUGGCCCCCAAAUGCGCGAACCGCAAAUCCUGUUUCAUGUUCAUGUUCUGGAGCAAACGGACGGCGCUCACUAGACGUCUCCUAAAGGCCAAGGUCCGUGGAGAGCAUGAAACCGAGUGUGAAGCUCAAGAGGAUUCGUCACGUAUUCAUCGCGCAAACAACACGAACGGCACCGACAACGACACGAGUAACGUGACGGCAGCGACGGGCCAAACAACCAGAGGAGCGCGUGGAGCGUCGUCAGGAGGUGCAGUCGGCGGCGGCGGAGGAGGAGGAGGAGGAGGAGGAGGUGGAGGUGGUAACCGUAUCUCGUCGAGUAGACUGCAACAAGGUUGCUGUGGCGGUGAUCAGAGCCAGGACGAUGACGAGGAUCCCGUUCGUUUGUUGAGGUGCAAGGAGCUCCUCAAAUCGCUCAAGGAGAAUCAGCUAGAGAUGUUACUCACCGCCGUGGAGAGUUCCGGUGCCGAUCUCGGUUCGUGCAUCCUCGUGCCCCAUCAACAUCCCGAGGACGGCUACGAUCCCGAGCAACAGCAACAGUGUUAUCGGCCACAUCGUUACCAUUACCAUCACCACCACUAUCAUCACCCGCACCAUCAUCAUUAUCAUCAUCGACAUCAUCGUAGACUUCAUCGUUCUUCGUCGUUGGAGAACGAUGACGAUCGGAACUCCGGAUCGGAGGACACAUGCACGUUAUCGAUCAGACCGGAACGGUGCAGGGUGCCUGUACGAGGCUCGCACGACAACGCGCCGAUUGAUCCUCACCUGCUCUGCUGCCAGAUCUGGCGGUGGCCGGAUCUAGCUCACUCGUCUGAGCUUAAGAGACUUCCUGUCUGUCAUUCCGCUAAAGACCCUGUAUACAUAUGCUGUAACCCUUACCAUUGGAGCCGGCUCUGCAAACCCGGUAAGUUUCACUUCUUUUUUAUUUUUUAUUCCGUUACAGGUUAUAUGAAUAAAAAAUUUGUUUACUAUCAAAGAACGUUUAUCUCGUCGAGUAGACUGCAACAAGGUUGCUGUGGCGGUGAUCAGAGCCAGGACGAUGACGAGGAUCCCGUUCGUUUGUUGAGGUGCAAGGAGCUCCUCAAAUCGCUCAAGGAGAAUCAGCUAGAGAUGUUACUCACCGCCGUGGAGAGUUCCGGUGCCGAUCUCGGUUCGUGCAUCCUCGUGCCCCAUCAACAUCCCGAGGACGGCUACGAUCCCGAGCAACAGCAACAGUGUUAUCGGCCACAUCGUUACCAUUACCAUCACCACCACUAUCAUCACCCGCACCAUCAUCAUUAUCAUCAUCGACAUCAUCGUAGACUUCAUCGUUCUUCGUCGUUGGAGAACGAUGACGAUCGGAACUCCGGAUCGGAGGACACAUGCACGUUAUCGAUCAGACCGGAACGGUGCAGGGUGCCUGUACGAGGCUCGCACGACAACGCGCCGAUUGAUCCUCACCUGCUCUGCUGCCAGAUCUGGCGGUGGCCGGAUCUAGCUCACUCGUCUGAGCUUAAGAGACUUCCUGUCUGUCAUUCCGCUAAAGACCCUGUAUACAUAUGCUGUAACCCUUACCAUUGGAGCCGGCUCUGCAAACCCGAGUCGCCACCACCCCCGUACUGCCUUAUUGCCGACAGACUGAGACCCGAAGAUCGUGCGCCCAGCGAAGGGGAUCAACGUCGGUGCAAAAACAGCACACCCCUGCCACUUCCCGGCUCCCUUACCACCAACGGAGAAGGUGAAACAGGACAGAAGGAAUGGUGUACACUAGCAUAUUGGGAACUAGGUGGUCGAGUGGGUCGUUUGUACCCCGUGGAACCUUCAACGGUGAAUGUUUUCGAUUCUCUCCAUGAUGGCGAUGGUCUUUGCUUAGCAACAUUAGCUGAGAAUCAUGUUGCGCCACCUGCGGUCCAAAAGACUCGAAGUAAAAUUGGCCUUGGUUUAAUGCUCAGCCAAGAAGCAGACGGCGUCUGGGCGUAUAACAGAUCUGAGAGCCCGAUUUUCGUGAACUCGCCUACUUUGGAUGACCCAGAGUCUAGAACGUUACUCGUCUAUCGCGUGCCUCCCGGCUUUUGUCUGAACAUUUUUGACCGGACCAAAAUUCUGCAGCUUCCAUACGGCAACGGCAACACGAGAACAAGCAAUCAGGCAUCAGGAUUCGCGUCCGGUCCCGUCGAUAUCAACUCCGUCCGAAUCAGCUUUGCCAAAGGCUGGGGACCCAAGUACUCAAGACAGGAAGUGACCUCUUGUCCAUGUUGGCUCGAAGUACUCCUAGCACCGUGCAGGUGAUCCCUACAACUCAUCGUGAUGGUAUUCAGUCUCGUCCGUUUGCGCCUCUUCUUCCUCCUCGUCGUCCUCCAAGAGGACCGAUCUGUGAAACUGACGCAGCAACGACGAAGCUCCGUCCCAAAGGCUGCCAACGGAUACUCAACAAACGACGUGGAUCGCCGCCAGCAGUCUUACCAAAGUACGCCGCCAUACAUCCAGGAACAGCGUCGUUUUAUUCACUGAAACGAACAACAUCCAAUUAAAAGAAUAAGAAUCAUUCGACAAGAGCGUUUCUUGUGCCUACGAACGGAGGAUAUGCAGUUCUACGUGGUACUCGAUCUUCAUCACUUCAAAAACACUCGACUGUAUUGUACACAGGGCUGGAUUAAGUAUGUAACAACACAUGCUUUGAAGGAGGCGCCAUUUUAUACUCAUGAGUGGAUAUUUUCUAAGGACUUAACAGCGGGAAAGUUAGGAAGAACUGAAUUGCUUAAUUUCCAAAUAUUUGAAGCUAGGAAGUCACUACUUUAACAUCCUAAAAUAUCACGUUUGGAAAGUCCAUAAAUUCUAAAGUAUCUCAAGUUUCGAAGUUUAAAAAUAUUGCAGUAAAAAAUUCCACAGUUCCAAUGUAUUAGAUUCAAAAAGUCCCAAAGUUCAAAAAAUUGUGAAGUCUUAAACUUCCAAAAUUCCAAAAUUUAA